Messenger RNA from Glycine soja, 769 nucleotides. RefSeq names its product 17.9 kDa class II heat shock protein-like. Bases 83 to 493 code for a protein of 136 amino acids. Gene Ontology annotation, biological process: protein folding; response to salt stress; protein complex oligomerization. The transcript has a single exon. The record is from RefSeq and is a predicted model, not a curated record. NCBI's taxonomy places the organism in Eukaryota, Viridiplantae, Streptophyta, Magnoliopsida, Fabales, Fabaceae.
UAGUCUAGCAAGAAACAUUCCCAAAACACAGUAACAAAAGUCUUUCCUUUUCAGCACUUUUUUCUUUCAUAUUACAGAAGCCAUGGAUUUCAGGGUGAUGAGUUUGGAGUCUCCACUGUUUCACACGCUGCAACACAUGAUGGACAUGCCAGACGACUCUGCAGGGGACAACAAGACAUACAAUGCUCCGACACGGUCAUAUGUGCGAGACGCCAAGGCAAUGGCUGCAACACCUGCGGAUGUGAAGGAGUAUUCGAAUUCUUACAUGUUCGAGAUAGACAUGCCCGGUUUGAAAUCUGGGGACAUAAAGGUUCAGGUUGAAGACGACAACGUGCUUCUGAUUAGUGGGGAGAGAAAGAGGAACGAAGAAAAAGAAGGAGCAAAGUAUCUCAGAAUCGAGAGAAGGGUUGGGAAGUUAAUGCGCAAGUUUGUGCUACCUGAGAAUGCUAACACGGACGCUGUUUCAGCAGUGUGCCAAGAUGGGGGUGCUUAGUGUUACCGUGCAGAAAUUGCCUCCUCCUGAACCUAAGAAGCCUAAGACUAUUGAGGUUAAUGUUGCUUGAACCUUAAGAACUAAAUUAAAUAAACGAGCGUUUCGCUUUUAGACAAAUUCUUGUGUGAAGGGUAAGGGGUUGUCUCUGUAAGAAGCAGAGUUUUUACUUUUCAGUUGUUUCAAGAUUUUUUUUUUGGUUUGUUUGUAAUUUCUUAUUGAAGUGAUUUGUGGCUUUGUAGUGUUAUGAUAAUGAAAUAAUAUCAGCCAAUGAUCUUA